AUGAAGCAAAAGAUGUAUAGCUGGGACGAGUGCAUGAAGCUGCGGGAAAUCCAAUCCCUCAGGCAGCUCAUUCACCCCAACAUUGUCAAACUAAAAGAAGUGAUCAGAGAAAAUGACGAGCUCCACAUGGUUUUUGAGAUGAUGGAGGCUAACUUGUACGAGUUCAUGAAAUCCCGGGUGCGCUCCUUGCCCGAGUCGAAGAUCCGAAACAUAAUGUUUCAGACCAUGCAGGGAUUGCACUUCGUGCACAAAACUGGAUACUUCCACAGGGAUAUGAAGCCAGAGAAUGUGUUGAUUUCCGGCGACACGGUGAAGCUGGCCGAUUUCGGGCUGGCGCGGCAGAUUCGAGCUCGUCCACCGUUCACAGACUAUGUCUCGACACGAUGGUACCGAGCUCCAGAGGUUUUGUUGCGAAGUUCUACCUACAACUCGCCCAUUGAUCUUUGGGCGUGCGGCGGCAUCAUGGCCGAACUGUACACACUACGACCCUUAUUUCCGGGGUCAUCAGAAUCAGACGAGCUCUACAAGAUAUGCUCGGUUCUUGGGACACCAACAGCAGCGAGCUGGCCGGAUGGCUUCAAGCUUGCAUCGCAGAUAAACUAUCGAUUCCCACAGUUCGUCCCAACGAAGCUCGAGACUUUGGUGCCUCAGUCCAAUUCUGAUGGCAUUAACAUCAUGCUGGCCAUGAUGAGUUGGGAUCCUGCAAAAAGACCUUCGACUGCGCAAGUUUUGAAACAUCCCUAUUUCGAAGUGGCGCUGAACGAGUCCCAGCAGACUCCUGCCUCUCAGCUUCCUCAUCUGCCAGCGGGCGGUUCACAGGAGCCAGCGCCAGCUCGCGCCCCGAUGCCUUCGUCGAAGCCUCCUGCACCGCUUGCUGCGCAGGUUGGCCAGGUGACAUCCAAUGGAUUUUCCGGCACGCGAGGAAGUUGGAAAGGAGAUGGCAGCCAUCCCAGCACGGGCAGACACUCCGGCAAGGAGAACGCGAAUGGCUCCAAGGGCUUUAACUUGCCACCCCUGAGGGGUGAAGGCCACAGCUCCAGCGCGAAGAAAAGCCCUGGCGCCCGCUAUUUGAAGAUGGCACGCUACCAGCCAGGCAUGCAGCAACCGCUGGUGCCGCCGCAGUUGCCGGCACCACACGGGGGCAUUGGGGCGGCACUUCCCCCGAUCAUGCGCAAGGAUCCUGCAUUGCCGGAAAACGGCGGCAAGCAGAGUUACUUCGGGGCACAUGAUGUGGAGUGGUGCAUGGAGUCGUUUCACUGCCAUGCUGCCAGUGCCUGCAAAUUUGGGCGCUUUGGCUCAUGGCAGUUCGUUUUCGUGGCGAGAUCCAUGCCCUUCGUCUCACUCGAGGGCAACCAACAACAGCACACUAAGUCCAUAGAGCCGAGCUCGAACGAUGAUCGCCGAGAGUCGAAUGGACGACUCGAGGAUCCUAUCAUGCAGACCGGAACGCUUCUGUCAGUGCAGCCUCGUGCUCUCCUUGUGACAGGAGUGUGUUUUGCGCUCUACUUUGGCCUUUGGCAGCGGACUUCCUUCCUCGCCAGGCCUGCCAGGUGGAGUGACACAAGAAGAAUCAGGAGGGUACCGUUGCAAUGUUCGGGAACACGGGAUUCCGAUGGCCUGAACAUGGCGAAACUGGACGAGUUGGCGCAUAGAUUCAACGACAGGCCCAUGGGAGGAAUGGAUGCCGAAGCGUGGGACUCACGCAGCACAGGUACAUCACCCCCGGACUGCUAA
This is a messenger RNA of Symbiodinium sp. CCMP2592, 1734 nucleotides long. The record is from the annotation of a GenBank genome assembly. Lineage: Eukaryota; Dinophyceae; Suessiales; Symbiodiniaceae.